GCUGAAAAAAUGCCGAAAUCAUCAUGUUCAGCAUCGUUUUGCAAAAAUAAUCGUUAUAAUGUAAAAAAAAGGAAACUAGAUGUACUGUUUCAUACGUUUCCCUUCGAUAGUGUAUUGAACUACAAAUGGAUUCAAUUCUGCAGACAACAUAAAAAUUGGCGACCAGCUAAAGAUGAUGUUAUUUGUUCUGCCCAUUUCAAGACAGACGAUUAUCAACUAAUGAGAUCCCCUUUGGAAAAAAACAAUUAUUAUUUCAGAAGAUUAUUUUCAAGUGCUAUUCCCUCGAUAGAAUGCAGCAAGCCAUUAACAAUUUCAGAGAAAAAACUAAGAGAUGAAGAACUAAGAAAGCAGCUUUCUGAACAAUUGUAUUCAAAAGAUUCAGACGAGCUUACAAUAAACGACCAUACAUAUAGCGAAGCGAAAUCAGAUGCCGAACCCAUGUAUAAGCUUGUAGGAUCAAAUACAAGCAUUUAUCGUUUAAAAAACUUUCCUGAUGUUUGUGCACACUGCUUAAAACCAGUAAAUGACGAAAAUCUUUUUACAUCGGUAUAUCAGUAUCAUGACAAAUUGGAAUGUACAAUCGAACAGAAAUGUGACAAACUUACAGGGGAUUUAAUGGGACAGAAGGAUCGUGAUAAUAUUCAUAACCAUUUACCAGACAAAGUAUGCGCAGAGUGUUUGGAGUCGCUAAUUACUUUUCAUCAGUAUCAGCGGCAGCUGGAAUGUAUUAGAAAGUUUUGUAUUGCGAUCGCAAAGUUGUUAAAUGGAAACCAAGAAGCACUGGAUGAUCUCUACCGCAAACAGGGAGUGUAUCUGGUGAAUCGCCUAAAGCGGCUGGAAAUAUAUCAUGGCUCGGAGGAGAACGCUUCAUUGGGUAAGUUGAUAGAACAAGUAGCUUUGCAUCGACAACCCAGCACAUGCAUCAAAAGUGAAGAGAAGUCUCUUUGCCUUGGGAAAUAUGCCAACGAAAACAUGCUUGCGAUGGAUAACUCCGAUGAAAACUUUAAAUGUGAAAAAAACGACAUAUGUUGGAAUACCGAAAGGGAAACAAGCGUACUUCAUUCAGACGCAAUGUACAAGGAGAAAAAGAAAAUCAUUGCAAAAAGAAAGGUCGAAAAGAAAUGCACUAAACUACCAAAUCAAAACAUCAAGAGCGAUGACGAAAAUAUAAAAAAUGGGCUAGCUUGCCCGUAUGAAGAUAUUUGCACAGCAAUUUUCUACCACGAAGCCGAUAAGCAGAAGCAUGUGAAACAUGAUCACACUUCGUUCGAAUGUCAUACAUGUGGGAAUGUGCUUGCGUUUUACAGUUUGUAUCAAAAACACAUGGAAAGUCACGCCAUUGCACGUGCUCUGCUCUUGUCUUACAAUAAGAGAAAGAACAUGGCGAAUACAAGUGGUUACAACCAGAAUGAGAAUGUUGACGAGGAGCAUCUAAGGGAAACAAUGGUUUUGGAUCCUAAACAACGGAGGAUUACUAAACACAAAUAAGUGUGUGGAACUUGUUUUAGUGUGUACUUCAAUGAACAGGACUUCAAAUCGCAUAAAUUCAAAACGUAGGAUGUCAUGUCACACAUUUAAUCUCAAAUAGUUCAAGCAAGGAUUGAAUGUAUCAUUCUAUGAGUAAAACAUGGCGAGGGUCAUAGAUGAAUAAAUGAAUUCGAAUUGGCAAUAAUAACUGCUAAUGUUAGGCUAUCACUUUUUUGCCGUUAUAAAAAUGUGUGGUGCAAAUAAUUGUUGUU
Anopheles nili is the source of this 1739-nucleotide messenger RNA. RefSeq lists its product as uncharacterized. The coding region runs from base 10 to 1488 and encodes 492 amino acids. NCBI's taxonomy places the organism in Eukaryota, Metazoa, Arthropoda, Insecta, Diptera, Culicidae. The transcript is spliced from 5 exons. The record is from RefSeq and is a predicted model, not a curated record.